AUGGAGGGAUCAACACCAUCACUAUUACCAUUUCCAACAUCAUCAAUGACUUCUUCAUUUCAUCAAUUCCCACCAACAUAUGAAACAUUGAAAAAAACACCAGCAUUAACAGCAGGAUUAACUAUUUUUACAUUAAUUUUAUGUAUAUUAAAAAAUUCAUAUGAUAUUCCAAUGGAUUCACUAAUAUUAUAUCCAAAAUCUCCAUUAGAUUUUAAUUUAAAUGCUAUAUCACUUUAUUGUUUAAUUCAUGUUAAUUAUUUACAUUGGUUUUUAAAUAUUUUAGCUUUAUUUACUCCAUUAGCAAUAUUUGAAAAAAGACAUGGUACAAUACAUACAGGGAUUACAUUAAAUUUAUUAACUGUUAUAGCUGCUAUACAAUAUUGUGUUGUUGGAUUAUGGCUUUAUCCAGAAACUGGUGUUUUAGGAUUAUCAGGAAUUGUAUUUUCAUUUUUAGCAUUUAUGGCUUAUCAAGAACAUCAAUAUAAACCAAUUUUAACAAAUUUCCAAUUAGGUGGAUAUGAUAUUAAAAUAUAUACUUUAUUAAGUCCUUUUUUAUUUGCUGCUUUAUUUUUCAUUAUUUUCCCAUCAAGUUCAUUACCUGGUCAUAUAUUUGGUAUUACAACUGGUUAUUUAUUAGCUUAUGGUUAUAUUAAUAAAUUAUAUCCACCUUCAAAUAUUUUAUUAAAAAUUGAAAAAUUUUUAGCAAAAGGAAUCUCAAAAUUAGAACCUUUAGUUACUUAUUAUAAAGAAGAUGAAGCUAUUAAUAUUAGAGGUGUUAAAUAUACUCCUAUUUUGGUGGAAGAAGAUAUUGAAUCAGGAACUAGCAAUAAUGGUAGAACAAGAGGUACAAGUACCAGUAUUGGUGCAAACACUCAACCACCUCAAGCAACAAGAUCUGCUUCAUAUGUAAGAGAAUCAAGAGUAUUGGGAGAAGCAUAA
Molecule: messenger RNA, 939 nt
Organism: Lodderomyces jiufengensis
Lineage: Eukaryota; Fungi; Ascomycota; Pichiomycetes; Serinales; Debaryomycetaceae
Product: putative rhomboid protease
Exons: 1
Coding region: 1-939 (312 amino acids)
Cellular component (GO): membrane
Molecular function (GO): serine-type endopeptidase activity
Source: RefSeq, a predicted model, not a curated record